AUGGGCGAAGCAGAUGGGACGUCAUCGUGCGGAGUGCUGCAUCUCGUCCUGCUGCCGGCGGAGAUUCUACAUCACAUAUUCUCGGGGCUCGAUGCUCGCGACCUCGGACGCCUCCCCCGCACGUGUCGAUUCCUGCACGACUUUGUGAAGGGGAACGAAAAACUUCACAAAGAUGUGUACCUGAACACCCUCGACAAACCUGCGCAGGGUGACCCGAAUUUGGAUUGGGAAAGGGAGCUGCAUGAUUUUGUCAGACUUGGGCUCCUUUGCACCGACGAGAAAGUGAACGAACAGGCUCAUGAACUGCCAUUUGUGUGCGACACCGUCAAUAGGCUUCUCAAGCAUGCGUCGCCGACGGGCGAGGCGCAGAACGACGCCGGCACCCACGCGGCGUCCCGCAACGCCGCCGCCCUCGCUGACAUGUUCCGCGAGGAGCCCGCGCGCGUGACCUUCAUGACCCGCUCCUUCAUCUACGAGCGCGCUCGCGGCGAGGGGAAGCCGCUGCAGCUCCCGUCCACGCCCAGCGAGACGCAACAGCAGAGCGCCAAGCUGCACUGUCUGUCUGGGCGGCCACUCCUCAACUACGGCCGCACGAGAUCGACACGCGUGUACCCCUACGCCGCGGCCAAGGUGUACGAUUUACGGCAGAACACGACCCGGACCGAGUGGGGCCCGUUCCUGGAGGACGGCUCGGGGAGGGUGGAUUGGGAAAAGGUCGAGGCCGUGAUGAUUGUACUGGGGAGAAACAUCCGGGGGCAGAAGCUGACGGCCAAGGUGUUUGCGGAUUUGUGGGAGAGGUCGUUUGCCGGGUCGUGGGCGAGGAGCUAUGUGCCGUCGCCGAACCGGGGAAUCCGGGACCUGGAUCUGCAGGAUCCGUACGGCGUUGCAGGGACGUGGCUGAGAGUGGUGUGCUUCGUCGACUACAACGACUUCUACAACUUCAACUUCCCCGGUGGCGACCAGAUACCGCGCGAGGUCCCACGACCCCCGCUCGACGUCGGCGAGGCGACACGCAUCAUCGUCAUGAAGGUUCAUGUCACCGACGUACAGCCGCCUGGCGAGGACGACGGCAAGGAACUGCCGGUGGUGCACUUUUACGGGGUCUCGCGGUCGGUGGAUGACUCAUGGGACGAGAACGCCAACUCUAACCUUCAAGGCACCGUACGACUAACGAAGGAGGGCGAGGUGAGGUGGACCACAUUCUCCGUCUUCAACGGCCACGUACGGUGGCGGAGCGAGGGGAUUCAGAUCGGGGGUGUCGGAUCGGCCCGCGGCGUCAUGGGACACUGGUUUGACAAUGACUACGACCCCCACGGACCCUGCGGCCCCAGCGCCUUCUUCAAGGUAUCUGAUCGGGCCCCGAGCCCUAAGGAGGAUGACGACAAAAGGAUCACGUUCGAGGAUUUUAUGCCCAUUGUGGACUUUGACGCGGAGCUGGUGGGCGACUCGGACGACGAGGACUACGUGGUGGGCGAGUGGGGGGAGGACGACGGGGUGGAGGAGGAAGAAGAGGAGGAGGAUGUGAGCGAGGAGGAACUGAUGCGGGACCUGAUGGCGUUGACGGCUCCGGAUCCGGACCUCAUUGACCUCUUGUUUCAUGGACAUCACCUGGUUGACCAGUGA
Colletotrichum destructivum is the source of this 1623-nucleotide messenger RNA. Its product is annotated as Putative F-box domain-containing protein. The record is from RefSeq and is a predicted model, not a curated record. The transcript is spliced from 6 exons. Gene Ontology annotation, molecular function: protein binding. Lineage: Eukaryota; Fungi; Ascomycota; Sordariomycetes; Glomerellales; Glomerellaceae. Bases 1 to 1623 code for a protein of 540 amino acids.